AUGGGCAUUGCUGGGUUCUUUUUGUGGUUGCAGCGAUGGUACGGUGACUGCAUCGACAACAUCCCACAGGAUGUGGUAGAUGCUGCCUUCAAGGGUCAGGCGCUUCCGCAUAGCCAUGCCAGUGCGUACUCGUACGACAACUUUUAUGUGGACAUGAACGGGUUGAUUCACCCGUGCUGCCACGAUACGGCGCCGCUGCCGGAGCCAGAGAACGAGGAGGAGAUGUUUGAGCGCAUGUUUGACCAGCUUGACCUCCUCGUCAGGGUGGUGCGUCCGAAGAAGUGCCUCGUGCUGUGCGUUGACGGCGUCGCCCCACGUAGCAAGAUGAAUCAGCAGCGCAGCCGUCGCUUCCGCGCCGCAGACGAGCGCCUGGAGAGCGACGCCAUCUCGAACGCCUGCGCCGACCGCAUCGUCUCCGAGUAUCACCUUCCCCGGCCACGCGUCCGGGAGCGCUGGGACCACAACGUCAUAACCCCAUCCACGGCGUUCAUGGAGCGCGUUGCCCUCGCGCUUGAGUGGUACAUUAUGAAGAAGCUGAACGAAGACGCCGGAUGGCGCCACUUGACGGUCGUCUUCUCCGACGCGCACGUGCCGGGUGAGGGCGAGCACAAGAUCAUGCAAUACAUCCGCGGCCUGCGCUCGCAGCCCGGCUAUGACUACAACACUAGCCACGUCAUUCACGGCAUGGAUGCCGACCUCAUCUGCCUCGGUUUGUCGACGCACGAGAAGCAUGUCUGCAUCUUGCGCAACCAGCUCACCGAGACCUUCCAGCCAGAUCACAAUCGCUUUUGCUACUUUAACCUAAGCACGUACCGCGAGAAGCUCAUGCAGGACUUUGCGAACAUCGAGGGCAUGCAGUUCGAGCGCGUCGUCGACGACUUCAUCUUUCUCUGCUUCUUCGUCGGCAACGAUUUCUUGCCGCACGUGCCGCUCGUGUCCAUCAAGACGCGCGGCAUUGAGAUGCUCCUCGACCACUAUGUGCGCGACUUCGCGCUGCACGGCUACUUGACCCAGCUUGGCGAGGUGGACUACGCCCACCUGCACAUCUUCCUCAUGAACUUCACCUCCAAGUGCAUGGUGAAGCUGACGAAGGAGUACUACGGUGUCGUCCGCGCUAAGGAGCGUGCGAAGCAGCACGUCGAGGAGCGCGUCACCAAGACGGAGGCGCAAGUAUCGGAGGUGCUGGCGACCUUGCUGCCAGAUCGCAGCAACGCACAAGAGGUCAGUGACGCGUUACUGGGGCUCAUGUCAUCUGCGCGGAAAGAGCGCACCCGCCUCGUGGUGGACAAGCAGCCGCUCGGGUUCUCCUACCUCGACAAGACGUACCGCGACGCGUACUACCAGCACAAGUUCGGCUGGGACCCGUCGACCAACCGUGCCGCCUUCGAGAGGCAAAUUCGGCUCUGCUGUGCCGAGUACCUGCGUGGGAUGCAGUGGGUGAUGCGCUACUACACGAAGGGGUGCCCGUCGUGGGAGUGGUACUUUCCGUACCACUACGCCCCGCUGCUGCAGGACUUGGCGGCGUUUACGGCAACGGUGAAUGUCGAAAUGCGCAUGAGCGCCCCUCUUCACCCAGUAGAGCAGCUGUUGGCAGUGCUGCCGCGACUGAGUGUGCACGCCCUGCCCGAGGAGCUGCACGAGGCCGUGAACGACCCCAAGUCCGUUCUGGGCAAGUUCUACCCUGCCAUAGUCAAUGUCGACUUUAGCGAAGCCAACUUCUCGUACCAAGGGGUACUGCGUAUUCCCUUCAUCAACUGCGAGGCCCUCAGCAAGGCGUGCCGACAGCUGGUUGAAUUGGAGGAGGACUUUGGCAGCACAUUCCUCUAUUGCCAUGAGUCCACUUCACUGGCGAAGCAGCUAGACGCUCUGACUGGGCCAAGCAACAGCGCAUUGCCGCUGGCAACCAGCCUGGCACCCCCGGUGGUGCCGAUCCCCGCCUCGUUGGCAUCGACGAUGCCGAUUGCUGGCCGAGUCGGGCGCUAUGAAGCGGAGUGGCCUCGACACGAGGAGCUGCAGUGCCCCGACCCCGGCAUGGCCAAGUCCACGCGCUACGGUGGACCCAUCAAGUCGAACCAGGUGAACCAGUACCGCUACGAGCUCAGCACACAGGCCGACUACCGCCCCGUGCUCAUGGGCGAGAAGACGACGUUCAAAAACGGGGCGGCGGCCGCAUCGAUGACGUCCAAGCGGCUGGGAAUAGAAGAGUCACCGCUGCGGCACCGGAAGCGGGGUCGUGACGCAGACCACAUCACCAACAGUAACGACGGUAAACGCAAGAGAGGCUCCAGCCGACACGACGACGACAGGGACGGGCGCGAGCGCCCCCGCAGCAACGGCGAGAGGGAGAAGAAUGGCGAGAGCCGGCGCCGCAGGAAGGACGGUGACACCUGUGAGGCCUCUUCCUCCCCGCUGCACACCUCAUCUUCCAAGCAUCGCUCGGGCCACGAUGACGACGCUCGGCGCAGCAGUGAGUCGAGGCAUCGCUCCAAGGAGGGAAAAAAGAAGCACUCGCAGCACGAGACUCGAUCUCGCGAGAGUAAAAGUAAGGCUCACGCCGCACCCUCGUCUUCGUCAGCUCGACGCGCCAAGAAGAGCCGCGAAGCGAAGAAGGAACCGCGACCGUCCGAAAAGGUGGCAUCGACCACGCCGUCGCGGCACGGUCAUCGACAGCGGCGCGUGUGA
This is a messenger RNA of Leishmania mexicana MHOM/GT/2001/U1103, 2682 nucleotides long. Its product is annotated as putative exoribonuclease 2. Gene Ontology annotation, biological process: nuclear-transcribed mRNA catabolic process. NCBI's taxonomy places the organism in Eukaryota, Euglenozoa, Kinetoplastea, Trypanosomatida, Trypanosomatidae. Bases 1 to 2682 code for a protein of 893 amino acids. Gene Ontology annotation, cellular component: nucleus. The transcript has a single exon. The record is from RefSeq and is a predicted model, not a curated record. Gene Ontology annotation, molecular function: 5'-3' RNA exonuclease activity; RNA binding.